Lingula anatina is the source of this 1479-nucleotide messenger RNA. Its product is annotated as extracellular serine proteinase-like. Lineage: Eukaryota; Metazoa; Brachiopoda; Lingulata; Lingulida; Lingulidae. The record is from RefSeq and is a predicted model, not a curated record.
CAGUCGAAUCUCGGGUUUGGUAAAAGAAGUGACCAAGGGUUAGUGAUUUGUGAGGUAGAUAACACAUUGCACAGCCGACAAUCGUUAAACGUCCAAUUUUCAGGAAGAACCACAAUCAUGAAAUAUUUGCUCUUUGCCUCUACGCUUUUCAUGCUUCUCGCGUUAGAGCAGGUGCAUGCCAAUGAGAGUGAGGAGACACCACCCGGACUGAAGUUUAAGAUAGAAAACAUUCCCAAGAACCGAAGACUAAAGAACAUGAAAAGGGAAAACCCCGCAGAAAUAAAAAAGAUGAUGAAGGAAAAAGGACUGAUAAACAUCUCCGAGGAGAAAGGUUUAGUGCCUCUGAUAACCCCCACGGAUGGUACGGCCGUUCCCAAUGAAUACAUUGCCCGUCUUCUGCCUGGUGGCAAGUAUGGAAGAAUCCGUCGCACCCUGAAAGGAAGAGGUUCCCGACAAAGAGUGAAGUUUAGUAGAAAAAGCAGCUUCGUCAUUCUUAGGGAUAUAAAUGAUAGUGACCUGCAACUGCUUCGACAACUUACUGGCGAUAUUGAAGAAAUCGAACAAGCUAAAGAAAUGUCGCUAGAACUAAGUCAUUGUGAAGGGUAUUUCCCGGCUGCUGAAACAUGGAAUUUAGACAGAAUAGACUACUCUCCGGAUGAUGACCGUUUCGCCACCUGGGCGCUCGGCUCUGGUAUAGACGCAUACGUCAUGGACACUGGCAUUAAUCCUGAUCACAGUGACUUCGGAGGAAGAGUUUUGCCAGGAUGGCACGCGAGUUCUUUCUCCGAUACCAGAGACACCCAUGGUCAUGGUACCCAUGUGGCCAGUACCUUAGGAGGCGCCACCUAUGGAGCAGCCAAGAAGGUCACCCUCAUCCCCGUCAAGGUAUGCGACGCAACAACAUGUUCGUCUUCGGACCUCCUGGCAGGACUAAACUGGAUAAAGACACGGGUUCAACAAAACAAACGUCAAUCAGUAAUAAAUAUAUCAAUCGGUUUUCCGUAUACCACGUAUAUAAAUGACGCCGUGUACGCGGUGCUGGAUGCAGGCAUUCCAGUGGUAGUCGCCGCUGGAAAUGACGACAAGGCCGAUGCGUGUAAUGUAUCCCCGGCAAGCGUAAGCGGAGCCCUCACAGUCGGCGCCACCCAAAUAGAUGAUUACUUGGCUUCAUUUAGUAACAUCGGACCGUGCGUCGAUAUUUACGCUCCAGGGAGGAAAAUAAGGGCCGCCAACUACGCUAAUACCAACGGUUGGAUAGAGAAAAGUGGGACGUCAAUGGCGUCCCCUCUCGUCGCCGGUGCAGCCGCGGGAAUGUUGCAGGUUCUUCGCGAUGCUGGGUCCAUCAGCCAACCGUCAGUAAGCGUUGUUGAUAACGUCAAUUAUUACAUCAUUCAGUUUGCAGAGAAGGGUACAGUGAAGGGGCUCCCGUCAACGAACAACAACAAUGUUAUGCUUCAGACCAGCUGCCUUACUACCUAA